Diachasma alloeum is the source of this 1635-nucleotide messenger RNA. RefSeq lists its product as uncharacterized. The transcript has 6 exons. Gene Ontology annotation, biological process: apoptotic process. The record is from RefSeq and is a predicted model, not a curated record. The coding region runs from base 1 to 1635 and encodes 544 amino acids. NCBI's taxonomy places the organism in Eukaryota, Metazoa, Arthropoda, Insecta, Hymenoptera, Braconidae.
AUGGGACUAUUCAAAAUUGUUCCCCAUGAUGAAUCCCGAAGGAUUUUCGUCAGAGCUGCGACAACAGCGGAAUUGAUCAACACUGCUAAAGAGAAAUUAAAACUCGUCGGUGAAAAAUAUCAGCUGGUAUUACAAGAGGAUGGCACAGAAAUUGAUGACGACGGAAUAUUGCUGGAGAUGGCUAGUAAUGCAUCAACAACAUUGGCACUCAUGAUAUUACCGGAAGGAAUUUCUUAUGCAUCUAGACUUGGAGAAACCUCUACAUCAGUAGGUACUGCUGCUUCAGUUUCGUCGUCAUCGACUAUUAUCUCCCAAGCUGACUUUGAAAAUGAUCGCAACUUAUGGAGUGCCUUUCCAUCGGCAUUGUUGGCUGCUGCGAAAGAUGACAAGCUCGCAACCGACGAUCAACGUCGAGAGCUAGUGAGGAAUAUCUGCCACUACGUGUUUGAUAUCCAUGGAGACACUUCGCGUGGUACUGCUGUGGCGAUCGCCAAAACCAUCUGCUCGAAGUAUCGGGCAACAUUUGUAAAUGCAAUUGAUGGUGUAGUCAUCGAUUCUGGCUGGGAGUCCCUGUCUGCGCAAAUUUACUCAGCGAUAAAUUAUCGCAAAGCUAGAGAGCGCUCGAAGAGGUCAGCGCCACCGCAGGGUGCAGAUCCCGAUGACGAAGAUGACGACCACAACAACCAAAGACCCUUACCUCAACCGAUUCCGUAUAAGCGUGACGAGUAUGGAUGUGUGGAAUUUCAACCACUACUUGAGGAGGGUGAAACCCCUGCCACUCAAGAAACUAAACGUAAAUUGUUGAUCACACUUCAUGAAGCGUCACCUGACAUUAUUGGAGAAGAGGUUAAACAGCUGAUGAAUGACACCUAUGCAACUCAGCGUCUUGUUAUAAAUGAAUGUUCCCGAGGGAAUGGUCUCACUGUAUCAUUUUUUAAAAAAUGGCCAUUUCUAAAGAAUGCUGCAGUACUGCUGUCACACGCACAACGCUUGUUGGGAACUCAAGUGGAGGAAGUUUGGAGUCGUAAUCUGUUGCAAACUGCUCCAAAGAUUCGUAAGUUCUGCAAGUAUGAGUAUCUGACCCAAGUAAUGACAGCCCAGAAGAGAGGUAAAGAAUUGCCUGAUAAAUUUGUCAAAAACACCAUCAAAGAGGCAAAACGUCAAGCCCGCGAGGUCACCAGGAGUGAACUGUCACUGACACUUGUCAUGUUCCCCCUGCUUGUACAAUACUUUGAGGAAGUCCAGGAUUUCUUAUAUGUUAUUGUGGAGAGUACCCUUAUGAUUGAGGAGAUUGUUGCCAACAUCAACAAUACAGCCACUACAAUGAUUAUACGAGGAACUUCUCUCUACGAUGAGAGAGCCUCGUGUUCAAUUCUGUUGGAUAAACAAUUUGGAGUGAAAGUGGCCAACAUACUCGAAGGUUUCUUGCUCACAUUUCUCUGCUACUUCAUCUUUGGAUGCAAGUAUCCAAAAGAACUGCAAUGUACGCUGGAAUUUGUUCAAAGAGUUAUCAUGCUCAUUAAUCCACUGGAGGGAAGUAAACGUAAAUCCAAAAAACGGAAGCAAACUUCGUAUGAGCCGAAAGUCCUCAAAUUGAUUAAGAUGCUGAAGGAGAUCAAUACAGUUGAUCCAUAA